UGUUGGAGCUUUUAAUCUUCCAGUUCUUUCAGAUUACGUACGUAUUCGAGAUCAGCAAAAUAUUCAUUUAGUAUAAUGCUGCCAAUGUUAAUUUCCGACUCCAAGAAGGUUUUCCUUGUUGUUUCCAGGAGUUCUAACCAAAGUUAUGAUCGUGCCUGAAAAUUUACGAUAAUAUAGUGAUCAUCUGAUGAAUUCAUUUUAAAAUGGAACCAAACCCAAUAAAACCAGAUUCUCCAAUGGAAAAUGAUAAUGAAAGUGUUAUUUCUGAAGUAACAGUUUGUGAGAAGGAAGCUAAUGUUAAACUCUCAGAAGAAAAUUCACAUAUUGGAGCUAAUCAACAACCAGGUGUGGAACAGAAGAAAACUUUUGCUGAAGAAAAUGGAGAAAAAGAGAUGGAUAAAGCACCAGCCCCUGAAGAAAGUGUUAUUUCUGAAGUAACAGUUUGUGAGAAGGAAGCUAAUGUUAAACUCUCAGAAGAAAAUUCACAUAUUGGAGCUAAUCAACAACCAGGUGUGGAACAGAAGAAAACUUAUGCUAAAGAAAAUGGAGAAAAAGAGAUGGAUAAAGCACCAGCCCCUGAAGGAAGUCUUAUUCCUGAUUUAGCAGAUGCUAAAGUUUCAAUGAAAGAAGAAGGGUCACGAAUUAAAGAGUCGAAAAAUCCUGGGGAACAACCAGGUGGGGAAGAAGAGGAGCUUCUUGUACUAGAAAAAGAAGAUGAAGACGAUGUUGAUUCAUUUCCCGGGACUGUCCCUAUUUCUUGGCAAGGGUGUAAAGAUAAUCCAGAUAUUGGUGAUUAUCCUGAGUACUCCCCAACUGUCGGCCUCUCCCCCGAUCAGUCACCUGCACACCUCUCAGAUGGUGCUCCUUCCAGAAAACCUAGAAAUGACAGACGUAAAGGAGAUGCUUUGCCAUAUUAUACUGAUGAUAAACCAAGUCUUAAAAGAUAUGUAUCUGAUGCUGAUUCUAAUACCUUGGUAAAAUCUGAAACAUUAAGCCAACAAGAUGCAGAAGUCAUAUUUGAGGGUGAGACUGGCAUAACUGAUAGCACGAAAGAGAAACUGCAAAGCCGAAAAAGAAAAAAAACAGAGAAUUUCUCAGGUGAAGCUGCAGAUGCCGAUGUUGAAUUUUUAUGCAUCGUGCCAAGAUCCGAGAAACCUCCCACAGAAAUAGAUUUAAAAGAAAGAGAUCCCCUGAAGUUAUAUUUUGAACGUACUUCUGAUAACUUUGAAGCAUCAAGUAGUACAGACAGAUCUGAUGACAAAAUAACAGAAGAGGAAUUAUGUCUUCUGUCAGGAAAAUUUGAAGCCAGUCCUGAAGUCAGCAAAGAUGACUCUUUGGGUUCAAGAAGUUCACAAAGUUCUUCAGAUAUGGAAAAGGAAAAUGAUAAUGAGGAAAAUUCGGGUGAAGAAUCUAAUGAUUCACAAAGUUCCGUCAGUAACAAAACAUAUGAAGAUGAAAAUGAUCAGGUGGAAGUGUCAGAUGAAGAAUCUAAUGAUUCACAAAGUUCUUUUGAAAAUGGGAAAAUAGAAAAUGAUAAUGAGGAAAAUUCGGGUGAAGAAUCUAAUGAUUCACAAAGUUCUUCAGAUAUGGAAAAGGAAAAUGAUAAUGAGGAAAAUUCGGGUGAAGAAUCUAAUGAUUUUCAAAAGUCGGCUGAAAAUCUAAAAUUGGAAAGGAAAAAUGUUCAAGAUGAGGAGCCAGGUGAAGAAGCUAAUGGGUUAACCUUCUUUGAUGCUGAGGCAGAACUGUCUGGAGAAGAUGCUGAUAGUGAUGAAGAGGAAGAUGAAGAUCCUAAUGAAGAAGACAUUCAACACAUUGAUGAUAACACCAACUACAAUGAAGAGGAAUUGCGUGAAGAAGUAGCUGCUGUUCAUCACAAACAAACAAGAAAAGAUGAUAUAAACGCCAUCAAGGCUCUAAAAACGAAGUAUACGGAUGAUGAUGACGCUCUUAGUUCAAAAAGACAGAAGAAGUUUAAUUGGUCAUGCUCAUCGGAUGUUAAAAUAGCACCUGAGCAGCCCAACGAUGGUAGUGAACAGAAUGAAAGUGAUGAUGACAUUAUGGACAAGGCCAUCUCAAUGAAAAGACCUUUGGAGCAGGAAUCCAAAAGUGAAGAUAUAGAGAAACCAUUGUUCAAGAAAAGAAAAAUUCAAACUGAAGUUGAAAAAUCAACAAAAAACACAGAAGCAAGAAAACGAUUCUCGAUGCUAGAGAAAAAAUGAAAUUUUUUAAAUGUUACUGAAUUUCCUAUAUUUUAUAGUCAUGUAUUUACUUUUUUUAUAAUAAAAGAACUAAGUGU
This is a messenger RNA of Uloborus diversus, 2296 nucleotides long. RefSeq names its product glutamic acid-rich protein-like. The coding region runs from base 204 to 2219 and encodes 671 amino acids. The record is from RefSeq and is a predicted model, not a curated record. NCBI's taxonomy places the organism in Eukaryota, Metazoa, Arthropoda, Arachnida, Araneae, Uloboridae. The transcript has 23 exons.